AUGGGCGUCGCCUCCGCUGUUCUCAUUGUCAUCCUCACCAUCUUCUUCCCUCCGCUGGGCGUUUGGGCGGUGGCAGGAUGUGGGAUGGACCUCUUCAUCAACAUCUGCCUGACGGUCCUGGGCUACCUACCUGGCCAUAUCCAUGCGUUCUACAUCGAGUACGUCUACUACGACCGCCGCGAGCAGGCCCACGAGGGACGCUUCCCAACCGGCCCAGCUCCUGGGGUCUAUUCGGACAAUGUCCAGACUGGGGGUCAAGGCUACGGCACGAUUGCUCAGCCUACCGGCUAG
Hirsutella rhossiliensis is the source of this 291-nucleotide messenger RNA. RefSeq names its product proteolipid membrane potential modulator domain-containing protein. The record is from RefSeq and is a predicted model, not a curated record. The transcript is spliced from 3 exons. Lineage: Eukaryota; Fungi; Ascomycota; Sordariomycetes; Hypocreales; Ophiocordycipitaceae. The coding region runs from base 1 to 291 and encodes 96 amino acids. Gene Ontology annotation, cellular component: membrane.